Molecule: messenger RNA, 1571 nt
Organism: Triplophysa rosa
Lineage: Eukaryota; Metazoa; Chordata; Actinopteri; Cypriniformes; Nemacheilidae
Product: aldehyde dehydrogenase family 3 member A2-like
Exons: 8
Coding region: 54-1073 (339 amino acids)
Biological process (GO): aldehyde metabolic process
Cellular component (GO): cytoplasm
Molecular function (GO): aldehyde dehydrogenase (NAD+) activity
Source: RefSeq, a predicted model, not a curated record
GAAAUGCUGCGAUAACAAAGCCAUCAGAAGUGAGCUCUCACACAGCAGAAGUUAUGGAGCUCCUGCGUCACUACCUUGACCCUGAGAUGUAUCCAGUGGUAACAGGAGGUGUUCCAGAGACCCAGGAGCUGUUGAAGCAGCGUUUUGACCACAUCUUCUACACUGGCAACAGCACAGUGGGCAAACUGGUUAUGGAGGCAGCGGCUCGCCAUCUCACACCGGUCACUUUGGAACUAGGUGGAAAAAGCCCUUGUUACAUUGACAAGAACUGUGACAUUAGAAUCGCCUGCCGCCGGAUAACAUGGGGAAAGUAUGUCAACUGUGGCCAAACCUGCAUUGCACCUGAUUACAUCCUCUGUGAACCCAGCAUCCAGGACAAAGUGAUUGAUGAGAUCCAGAAAUGCAUCAAGGAGUUUUAUACAAAUGACCCUAAGAGCUUUGCCGACUAUGGGCGCAUUAUCAAUCAGCGCCAUUUUAAGAGGUUAAUAGCACUUAUUGAAGAUAGCACAGUGGCUAUUGGAGGAGACAGUGAUGAAGCGGAGUGCUAUAUUGCUCCCACUGUUCUGAAGGAUGUGACAUCACAAUCCAAAGUGAUGCAGGAAGAGAUCUUUGGGCCAAUUUUGCCCAUCGUCACCAUAAACGGUAUAAAAGAAGCCAUUCAGUUCAUCAAUGAACGAGAGAAGCCGCUAGCACUUUAUGUUUUCUCUUCCAGCAAUAAGGUUAUCAAACAGAUGAUAUCGGAUACAUCCAGUGGAGCGCUCUUAGCCAAUGACUGUCUGGUGCAUUACACCAUCAGUGAUUUACCUUUCGGUGGUGUCGGAAAUAGUGGAACCGGUCGUUACCAUGGCAAAUACAGUUUUGACCAACUCAGUCACCUCCGCAGCUGUCUCAUUAAGAAGUUGAACAUGGAGAUGGUCAAUCAGAUGCGAUACCCCCCUCACACUGCAGAGAAGUUACGCUGGGCACGUGUCUUUCUCUUAAAGCAAAUAAAUCUGUCCAAGUGGCGUCAGAUGGCACAGGUGGCUAUGGUUGCUGCACUGGCAGCUUUUGUGGUGCAGAGAUUUCUGCGAUAAUUUGUGGAAGAUGAGCUGAAGAUCUCUGGACCCACAGGAAUUCACAGGGAUUGUAAUGAUUGUGAUCAAGCAGUUUUUUAAAACACAGUAGACAGUUAAUUGUAUUUUUUACGUGCAAUAGAUUCAAUUAGAUAUAAAAUAAAUCACUUAUCCAGAAUACUAAUGAUUUUUACUGCAAGAUGAGUGUAAUACAAGGUAGGGUUUCUCCUGUGAGUCUGCAUUCUUUUAUUGGUCUGAAUACAUAUGAACAUUUUUUGCAUAGACAGAUAAGAUUUUGUACAUACUACCGAGUCAUUUAAAAUGAAUUGAUUUAUUAUAACUUUGCAACAAUCAGGAUCAUAGAAGUCAAAUGGGGAUGAUGCCAGUUGUGUUAUCGUUUGUUAACCAUUCUCAUUAAUCCAUUAUCAGCAAUAUAUUUAAUGUUUAACAGUUAUAUUGUCCUGUGUACUACUGAAAUUAAAAACCUUUGUCUUGAAUUCAUAUUAUGUAGCAUCGAAU